AUGUCGUCGUCCAGGCGCCGGAGGGGCGGGGGCCCCGAGCGGGCGGCGGAUAACUGGGAGCGCCUCGUGCGGGCCGCGCUCAAGCGGGACCGGGACCACCUCCGCUUGGGGGGAGCCCCGGCCGCCGUGGGAGGGCAGAGGCUCGCCGACGCCGUGCCGGCCUCGCUGGGUCGGACCACCAACAUAGAGCAGAUCCUGCAGGCCGCCGACGACAUCGAGGACGAGGACCCCAACGUCGCCCGGAUCCUUUGUGAACAAGCGUACACGAUGGCCCAGAAUCUGGAUCCCAGCAGUGAAGGUAGAGGGGUUCUUCAGUUCAAGACAGGUUUGGCAUCUGUAAUCAAGCAAAAACUUGCUAAAAAGGACGGGGCUCUAAUAGACCGACAGAAUGACAUUCAAGUCCUGUGGAACUUUUAUCUUGAAUACAAGAGUCGUCGUCGGGUUGAUGAUAUGCAACGUGAGCAGGAGCGACUGAGGGAGUCAGGAACCUUUAGUACAGAGAUGGGAAAUAGGGCAAGGGAAAUGAAGAAAGUUUUUGCUACAUUGAGGGCUUUGCUUGAUGUUCUGGAAAAUCUUGUUGGCCAGUCACCAACUGAUAGACUUCAUAGACAAAUUCUGGAGGAGAUAAAGAAAAUAAAAAGAUCUGAUGCAGCCUUGAGAGGUGAACUUAUGCCAUACAACAUUGUACCCCUUGAUGCACCAUCUUCAGUGGCAAAUAUUAUUGGGUUUUUCCCUGAGGUCAGGGCUGCAACAGCAGCAAUUCAGAACUGUGAGGACCUGCCACGAUUCCCUUUUGAUACACCCCAGCUAAGACAAAAAGACAUUUUUGACCUUUUGCAAUAUGUUUUUGGCUUCCAGGAAGAUAAUAUUCGGAACCAGCGUGAAAAUGUUGUACUUAUGUUAGCCAAUGCUCAAUCCUGGCUAAGCCUGCCAAUUGGGUCAGAACCCAAAAUUGAUGAGAUGGCUGUUACUGAAGUUUUUUGCAAAGUCCUGGACAACUACAUAAAAUGGUGUAGGUACUUGGGCAAGCGUGUUGCAUGGACCAGCCUUGAAGCAGUAAAUAAGAACCGGAAAAUCAUAUUGGUUGCCCUCUACUUUCUGAUUUGGGGUGAAGCUGCGAAUGUUCGUUUCCUCCCAGAAUGCAUAUGCUAUAUUUUCCACAAUAUGGCAAAGGAACUUGAUGGGAUUCUUGAUUCAUCUGAUGCUGAAACUGCGAAGAGUUGCACUAGUGAGGGUUCCACCUCAUUUCUAGAGAGAAUAAUUACACCAAUUUAUGAUACCAUGGCAGCGGAAGCUGAAAAUAAUAAAAAUGGAAAAGCUGCACAUUCUGCUUGGAGGAACUAUGAUGACUUCAAUGAAUAUUUCUGGUCACGCUCAUGCUUUGAGCUUGGUUGGCCACCUGCUGAGAGUUCCAAAUUUUUGCGCAAGCCUGCUAAGAGGAAGCGUACAGGAAAGACCAAUUUUGUUGAACAUCGCACUUUUCUGCAUUUGUACCGCAGUUUCCACCGCUUGUGGAUUUUUCUGCUAUUAAUGUUCCAGCUCUUAGCUAUUAUUGCCUUUCACCAUGGGAAGAUGGACAUUGACACCAUUAAAAUACUACUUAGCGCUGGGCCAGCCUUUUUCGUUCUAAACUUCAUUGAAUGCUGCUUGGAUGUGAUACUCAUGUUUGGUGCAUAUAAGACAGCAAGAGGUUUUGCCAUCUCAAGAUUAGUUAUUCGAUUCCUUUGGUUAACUGCAGUUUCAACAUUUGUAACCUAUCUCUAUGUGAAAGUCCUGGAAGAGAAAAAUGCAAGGAAUUCGGAUUCGACUUAUUUCCGAAUUUAUGGUCUUGUUCUUGGUGGUUAUGCUGCUGUUCGAAUUAUGUUUGCACUGAUGGCUAAGAUCCCAGCUUGUCAUAGGCUCUCAAGUUUUUCUGAUCGGUCUCAGUUUUUCCAAUUUUUCAAGUGGAUAUACCAGGAGCGAUAUUAUGUUGGGCGGGGACUUUAUGAGAGUAUUAGUGAUUAUGCCAGAUAUGUGAUAUUUUGGGUCGUCAUACUUGCAUGCAAAUUUACUUUUGCAUAUUUUCUCCAGAUUAAGCCUUUAGUUGAACCAACCAGUAUUAUCGUGCAACUCCAUGAUUUGAAGUAUUCCUGGCAUGAUCUUGUAUCAAGGGGGAAUAAAAAUGCUUUGACCAUUCUGAGCCUAUGGGCACCAGUCUUAGCUAUAUACCUGAUGGACAUCCACAUUUGGUACACUCUUUUAUCAGCACUUGUUGGUGGCGUUAUGGGUGCUAGAGAUCGCCUUGGAGAGAUUCGGUCAAUUGAAAUGCUUCAUAAACGUUUUGAGAGCUUUCCAGAAGCGUUUGCUAAAAACCUUUCCCCUCCAAGGAUAUCUAGCAGACCCAUUGCUCAGGAUUCAGAAAUUACUACUAAGAUGUACGCCUCGAUAUUUUCCCCAUUUUGGAAUGAAAUUAUCAAGAGCUUGCGUGAAGAGGACUAUAUCAGCAACAGGGAAAUGGAUUUGCUUAUGAUGCCAAGUAACUGUGGAAAUUUAAGGCUUGUACAGUGGCCACUGUUUCUAUUGACUAGCAAGAUCAUGUUGGCAAAUGACUAUGCUUCUGACUGUAAAGACUCGCAGUAUGAGCUAUGGGAUAGAAUAUCAAAAGAUGAAUACAUGGCUUAUGCCGUCAAGGAAUGCUACUACAGCACUGAAAAAAUUCUUCACUCCUUAGUCGAUGCUGAAGGGCAGCGCUGGGUUGAAAGGCUUUUCCGAGAUCUUAAUGAUAGUAUAGCACAGGGUUCACUUUUAGUGACUAUAAAUCUGAAGAAGUUGCAGUUAGUCCAGUCUAGGUUGACGGGCUUGACAGGUCUUCUGAUACGCGACGAGACUGCUGGCCGUGCCGCUGGUGUUACAAAUGCUCUCCUUGAGCUCUACGAGGUUGUUACCCAUGAAUUUCUUGCACCGAAUCUGAGGGAACAGUUUGACACGUGGCAACUGUUGUUAAGAGCCAGAAAUGAUGGACGCCUAUUCUCUAAGAUUUUCUGGCCAAAGGAUCCAGAAAUGAAAGAACAGGUUAAGCGUUUACACUUACUUCUGACUGUCAAGGACUCUGCCGCCAACAUACCAAAAAAUCUGGAAGCUCGGAGAAGAUUACAAUUUUUCACUAAUUCUCUAUUCAUGGACAUGCCAACAGCAAAGCCUGUAUCUGAGAUGAUCCCUUUUAGUGUAUUUACCCCGUACUACAGUGAAACUGUUCUUUAUAGCAUGUCUGAGCUUUGUGUUGAGAAUGAAGACGGCAUUUCUAUACUUUUCUACCUUCAGAAAAUAUACCCUGAUGAGUGGGCUAACUUCUUAGAACGAAUUGGCCAUGGUGAAUCAUCAGAAGAUGAUUUUAAAGAUAGUCCAAGUGACACCUUGGAACUCCGGUUUUGGGUAUCCUAUCGUGGCCAAACUUUGGCCAGGACAGUGCGUGGUAUGAUGUACUAUAGAAGAGCUUUGAUGUUACAAAGUUACCUGGAGAAGAGAUACCUUGGGGGUAUUGAAGAUGGCAAUUCUGCAGCAGAAUAUAUUGACACUCAAGGCUAUGAGUUAUCUCCUGAUGCACGGGCCCAAGCUGAUAUAAAAUUUACUUAUGUUGUUUCUUGCCAAAUAUAUGGACAACAGAAGCAAAUGAAAAAACAAGAGGCUGCAGAUAUUGCUCUCCUACUACAAAGAAAUGAGGCCCUUCGGGUUGCUUUCAUACAUGAAGAGGAAAACAUAUCAAGGGAUAGGAAGGCUACAACAAAAGAGUAUUAUUCCAAGCUUGUAAAGGCUGAUGUUCAUGGCAAAGAUCAAGAAAUAUACUGCAUUAAACUGCCUGGGAACCCGAAGCUUGGCGAAGGCAAACCUGAGAACCAAAACCAUGCUAUAAUCUUCACUCGAGGAGAUGCAGUUCAGACGAUCGAUAUGAAUCAGGAUAACUACUUGGAGGAAGCAAUGAAAAUGAGAAAUUUACUUGAAGAAUUUCGUAAUGUUCAUGGAAACCAUGGCAUACGGAAGCCGACAAUCCUAGGUGUGAGGGAGCAUGUUUUCACGGGGAGUGUCUCUUCGCUGGCGUCAUUUAUGUCGAAACAGGAGACUAGUUUUGUUACUUUGGGGCAACGUGUUCUUGCUUACCUCAAAGUUCGAAUGCACUAUGGACAUCCAGAUGUUUUUGAUCGGAUAUUUCACAUAACCCGAGGUGGCAUUAGCAAGGCAUCCCGAGUGAUUAAUAUAAGCGAAGAUAUAUAUGCCGGGUUCAAUUCGACUUUGCGCCAAGGGAACAUCACACACCAUGAAUAUAUCCAGGUGGGGAAAGGGCGUGAUGUUGGCUUGAACCAAAUUGCACUAUUUGAAGGGAAAGUUGCUGGAGGCAACGGCGAGCAAGUUCUCAGCCGAGAUGUGUACCGUCUGGGGCAGUUAUUUGACUUCUUCCGGAUGCUAACCUUCUUUUUCACCACAGUUGGUUAUUAUGUCUGCACGAUGAUGACUGUUCUAACUGUGUAUAUCUUCUUGUACGGAAGGGUUUAUCUGGCACUCUCUGGCCUUGACUACUCAAUAUCUCGCGAAGCUAGGUUUUUGGGGAACACUGCGCUAGAUGCUGCUUUGAAUGCUCAAUUUUUGGUCCAGAUUGGUAUUUUUACAGCAGUACCGAUGGUAAUGGGUUUCAUUUUGGAGCUAGGGCUGAUGAAGGCUGUUUUUAGUUUUAUUACAAUGCAGCUCCAGUUCUGUUCGGUGUUUUUCACCUUUUCGCUUGGAACAAGGACACAUUACUUUGGUAGAACAAUCCUUCAUGGUGGUGCAAAGUAUAAAGCUACUGGAAGAGGUUUUGUUGUUCGGCACAUAAAGUUUGCUGAAAAUUAUAGGCUCUAUUCUCGAAGUCACUUUGUCAAAGCGCUUGAGGUUGCUCUGCUCCUCAUCGUUUACAUUGCAUAUGGAUACACGAAGGGCGGUUCAUCUUCAUUUAUUCUGAUUACUAUCAGUAGUUGGUUCCUCGUUAUGUCCUGGCUUUUCGCGCCUUACAUUUUCAACCCUUCUGGUUUCGAGUGGCAAAAGACUGUUGAGGACUUCGAUGACUGGACAAACUGGUUACUUUAUAAAGGUGGAGUUGGUGUAAAGGGUGACAACAGUUGGGAAUCUUGGUGGGAUGAGGAGCAGGAGCAUAUCCAGACAUUCAGAGGACGUAUUCUUGAGACAAUCCUGAGCCUUAGAUUUCUCAUGUUUCAGUAUGGCAUUGUGUACAAGCUUAAAAUUACAGAUCAUAAUACUUCCCUUGCAGUUUAUGGCUUCUCAUGGAUUGUACUCGUUGUUAUGGUUCUUCUUUUCAAGCUUUUUACUGCAACUCCGAAGAAGUCGACAGCCUUGCCGACUUUUGUUCGGUUUCUGCAGGGCGUCCUUGCUAUUGGGAUAAUUGCAGGAAUUGCCCUUCUUAUCGUGCUCACAUCGUUCACUGUUGCUGAUUUAUUUGCAAGUGCACUUGCUUUUAUAGCAACUGGCUGGUGUGUCUUAUGUCUGGCCGUCUCAUGGAAGAGGGUAGUGAAAGCCCUUGGGCUAUGGGAUUCAGUCCGUGAGAUUGCAAGGAUGUACGAUGCAGGAAUGGGCGCCAUCAUCUUUGUGCCCAUCGUCUUCUUCUCGUGGUUCCCCUUUGUGUCAACAUUCCAGUCACGUUUCCUUUUCAAUCAAGCGUUUAGUCGUGGCCUGGAGAUCUCCCUCAUCCUGGCAGGGAACAAGGCGAAUCAGCAGACAUGA
Miscanthus lutarioriparius is the source of this 5745-nucleotide messenger RNA. Lineage: Eukaryota; Viridiplantae; Streptophyta; Magnoliopsida; Poales; Poaceae. The record is from the annotation of a GenBank genome assembly.